Molecule: messenger RNA, 2289 nt
Organism: Nomia melanderi (Alkali bee)
Lineage: Eukaryota; Metazoa; Arthropoda; Insecta; Hymenoptera; Halictidae
Product: glucose dehydrogenase [FAD, quinone]
Molecular function (GO): oxidoreductase activity, acting on CH-OH group of donors; flavin adenine dinucleotide binding
Source: RefSeq, a predicted model, not a curated record
UUGAAGAUCAAAGCUGUGUGGACGAAACUUAAAUCAAAGCUGUGUCGAUGAAACUUAAAUCAAAGCUGAGUCAAUGAAACGUCAAGACUACGAAGCAAAUAAGAAGUAAAUUAACUCGAAGAUCAAGAAGACUCAGAUCCAAGACCUAAAACACAAGACUACCUCAACCUUCAGGACUCCAAAAGCACACCUGACCUCAGACGAACCUGAAAGUUUUAAAACUCAGCAAUGCCGAGGCUAUUAGCAACGAUCCUAUUCCUCUCUGGAGCUCAGUGCAUCCUCUCACCGGCCCUCCUGGACACCGUGUACCACAUGUUCUCGGGAUUACCGUCGACGCCGGACGACUCCGUGCGCGACGAGUCGUCGGCGUCCGGCGAAUACGAUUUCAUCGUGAUCGGCGCCGGUUCCGGUGGCUCGUUGCUCACGAACCGUCUGACCGAAAACCCGAGGUGGACCGUGUUGCUGCUGGAAGAGGGCAAAGACGAGAUGUUCCUGACGGACAUACCGCUGAUAGCGCCGGUCCUCCACGUGACGGACUACGUGCGGCUGUACAGGAGCGAGCCGAGGCCGAGGAGCUCGGACGGGACCGGCGGCUACUGUCUGUCGAUGAAAGAGGGUCGGUGCAACAUGCCGGGCGGCAGAGCGGUCGGCGGCAGCUCGGUGGUCAACUUCAUGAUAUAUUCGAGGGGUUCGCCGGCUGAUUACGAUGACUGGGCUGCGCAGGGCAAUCCAGGAUGGAGUUACCGGGACGUACUGCCGUAUUUCAGGAAGUCCGAGAACUGCAAGCUCCCGGAUCGUGACCUCAGAUUCCAUGGUCACGGAGGAUACCUCGACGUCACGACCUCUCCGUACGUCUCCCCGCUGAGGGAACGUUUUCUCCGAGCGGGCAAGGAACUGGGUUAUGACGUAAUCGAUUAUAACACCGACAAGCUGAUCGGGUUCUCAACCGCGCAGGUACAUUUGCGGAACGGUCGCAGGGUCAGUGCGAACAAGGCUUUCUUGCGACCUAUCCGCGACAGACCGAACUUCCAUCUAUCAAAAUUCUCUAGAGUCACCAGGAUCAUCGUCGACCGUACCACGAAAACCGCAGUGGGCGUGGAAUUCGUCAAGAAUGGCAGGAAACUGUACGCGACAGCUCGCAAGGAGAUCAUACUCUCAGCAGGAGCCUUGAACUCGCCGCAACUGCUGAUGCUGUCCGGGAUAGGGCCUAGAGAUCGUCUGAAGGCCUUGAAGAUCGACGUGAUCGAGGAUCUGCCGGUCGGCUACAAUCUUCAGGACCACGUGAGCAUGUCGGCGCUGACCUUUCUCGUGAACGAGAGCGUGACCAUCGUCGAGCCGCGUCUCGCCUCGAAUCUGGCCAACACUUUCGACUACUUCGUCAAGGGAACCGGUCCGCUGACCGUGCCCGGUGGCGCGGAGGGUCUCGCUUUCGUCGAUACUAGACGAAAACCGAAAGGAUCGUCUCGACCUGAUGGAAAAGUUGCACCGCCGAAUGUGUCCUCCAUUAGCGUCGACUCCGGAUACUUUAAAUCAAAAUUGGACUCUCCUACGAAUCAAAGGAAGGAGACGAGUGUCCCUGAUAUUGAAUUAGUACUGGGGAUAAGCGCAUUAACAGGGGACACUUCUGGAAGCUACAGAGGGUUACUGGGAUUGUCGGAGGAGUUUUACAGAGACGUGUUCUCUGAUUAUAUAGGUCUGGACGCUUUCAGUAUAGUUCCAGUGCUGUUGCACCCGAAAAGCAGGGGGCGAGUUACUUUGAACUCGUCCGAUCCCAUGGAUCCCCCUAUCUUCGAUAUCAACUAUUACGAUCAUGAACAUGAUUUGAGGACUAUGGUUAGAGGAAUCAAAAGUGCCCUAGCAGUCGCUUCGACGAGGUCUUUCGACCGCUACAACGCGACGCUGCUGCCCGUGGCGUUCCCAGGCUGCGAGACGAACAGGUUCAACACUGACCCCUACUGGGCCUGCGUCGCCCGGCACGUGAGCACGACCCUGGGUCACUUCGCGGGCACGUGCAAGAUGGCGCCGAGGAAGAACUCCGGCGUGGUGGACCAUAGACUGCGGGUCCACGGGAUCAAUGGUCUCCGCGUGGUGGACGCCAGCGUGAUACCAACCUUGAUAUCCGGCCACACGAACGCGCCGGUGUACAUGAUCGCGGAGAAAGCGGCGGACAUGAUCAAAAGGGAGUGGAAACCGGCGUUCAAAGGGACGCGGCAGAGGAUUCGAGUGUCUCCCGCGUCGACGCGAGUAUAUUUAAAUAGAAACGAUCGAGAUACAACCAGUACGAUAUGA